This is a messenger RNA of Penicillium canariense, 576 nucleotides long. RefSeq names its product CUE domain-containing protein. Gene Ontology annotation, molecular function: ubiquitin binding. The record is from RefSeq and is a predicted model, not a curated record. Lineage: Eukaryota; Fungi; Ascomycota; Eurotiomycetes; Eurotiales; Aspergillaceae. The transcript has 2 exons. Bases 1 to 576 code for a protein of 191 amino acids.
AUGCAUGACGAUGAGCCUUCGCUGAACAUCCCCUCUAUCUUGACGCUAGCGGUUGUCUCGUUCUUUGUGCUACGAUGGUUCUUUAACCGCGACGAGGGUCCCUCCGCUGGCGGCCGGCCCCGCGGGCGAGGGAUUGCUGUCGACCCAGCUCAGGUCGAGCAGAUCUCCCAGAUGUUCCCGCAGCUAAGUACUCGUGAUAUCAUGUGGGACUUGCAACGCAAUGGAGGCAGUGUUGCGGCCACGACGGAGAGGAUCCUGACCGGGCGUGGAUUGGAAACGCCACCCCCGUCAUUCCAACCCCCGAUCAUGAUACCCUCUACGAAUGCCCAAACUUCCCAGGCGACGAGAAUUGUGUCAGCAUCAAAAGGAGGCGAGCAGGACUUAAUCUCCCGAUAUAACUUGAGUGAAAAGGUCGGAGCCGACAGCACUGCAGAAUUCACACCUGGAGCAGCGUCAAAAAGCGCAUGGUCCCAGAACAAAGAAGAGCGGCAACGUCUGCUGCAGAAGCGCCGAGACGAGAUGAUUCUGGCGGCGCGGAGAAAGAUGAUGCAGAAGGACCAGGGCAACACCCGAUGA